UCAGGAGCUCGAAACAUCCUCUCUAGCUCCGCACUAAUACACUGUUCCACGUUAAUCGGCCUUUUUUUCUUUUAGUUUCUCCUUCUCUCCUCCAUCGAAACUAGAGUUUCUCAAAUUUUUCUCUUUUUUUUUCCCCCCUCAAAACCAAUCCAAAAAACUUGUGUAUUCUCUCGUGCGGUAGCCAAGCUACCAAGUUGUUGUUUGUUGUUAUUGUUGUUGUUAAUUUGUCUUGGUUGCGUCAUGGAGAACGGCGGUGCUAAGAGCUUCUGUCUACCGGAUCCUUUGCAUUGGGCCAAGGCCGCCGAGGCCUUGACCGGGAGCCACCUCGAUGAGGUCAAGCACAUGGUGGAGGAGUACAGGAAGCCUCUGGUGAGGCUGGAGGGCGCCACGCUGAAGAUAUCGCAAGUGGCAGCCGUGGCGACGAGCGAGUCGCCCGUGACGGUCGAGCUCUCGGAAGCCACCAGGGACGGCGUGAAGGCCAGCAGCCAGUGGGUGAUGGACAGCAUGAACAAGGGCACCGAUAGCUAUGGGGUCACCACCGGCUUUGGCGCAACCUCUCAUAGGAGGACCAAGCAAGGAGGCGCCCUGCAGAAGGAGCUCAUCAGAUUCCUCAAUGCCGGAAUUUUUGGCGGAGGUGCGGAAUCAGGACACACAUUGCCAGUUUCGGCGUCGAGGGCAGCCAUGCUGGUGAGGAUCAACACCCUGCUUCAAGGCUACUCGGGCAUCCGGUUCGAGAUCCUGGAAGCUAUGACCAACCUCCUCAACGGCCGCAUCACCCCAUGCCUGCCGCUCAGGGGCAGCAUAUCGGCCUCCGGUGAUCUCGUCCCGCUGUCCUACAUCGCCGGCCUCCUCACCGGUCGCCCAAAUUCCAAGGCCACCACCCCCGACGGCACCACCGUCGAUGCUUCGGAAGCCUUCCAGCUUGCCGGGAUCCCCAGCGGAUUCUUCGAACUGCAGCCCAAGGAGGGCCUCGCGAUCGUUAAUGGCACCGCCGUCGGGUCCGGCCUGGCCUCCAUGGUCCUGUUCGAGACCAACAUCCUCGCCGUCCUCUCGGAAGUUCUGUCGGCGAUCUUUUGCGAAGUCAUGCAGGGGAAGCCCGAGUUCACCGACCACCUCACUCACAAAUUGAAGCACCACCCCGGCCAGAUCGAGGCUGCGGCCCUCAUGGAAUACAUACUGGAGGGCAGCUCCUACAUGAAGAUGGCCAAGAAGCUCCACGAGCUCGACCCCCUCCAGAAGCCCAAGCAAGACCGCUACGCCCUCCGCACCUCCCCCCAGUGGCUGGGCCCUCAGAUCGAGGUGAUCAGGAUGUCCACCAAGUCGGUCGAGCGGGAGAUCAAUUCGGUGAACGACAACCCACUGAUCGAUGUCUCCAGGAGCAAGGCUCUCCACGGCGGCAACUUCCAGGGCACGCCCGUAGGCGUUUCCAUGGACAACACCAGGCUGGCCAUCGCCGCCAUCGGGAAGCUCAUGUUCGCGCAGUUCUCCGAGCUCGUGAAUGACUUCUACAACAACGGGCUGCCUUCCAAUCUCUCUGGCGGACGGAACCCCAGCUUGGACUAUGGAUUCAAAGGUGCUGAGAUCGCCAUGGCUGCCUACUGCUCGGAGCUCCAGUUCCUCGGGAACCCCGUCACCAACCACGUCCAAAGCGCCGAGCAGCACAACCAAGACGUCAACUCCUUGGGAUUGAUCUCGGCAAGGAAGACGGCGGAGGCUGUAGAGAUCCUGAAGCUCAUGUCUUCCACCUACCUGGUCGCGCUCUGCCAAGCCAUCGAUUUGAGGCAUUUGGAGGAGAAUCUGAAGAACACCGUCAAGAACACGGUGACCCAAGUGGCCAAGAGAGUACUGACCAUCGGAGCUAAUGGGGAGCUUCACCCCUCGAGGUUCUGCGAGAAGGACCUGAUCAAGGUCAUUGAUCGAGAGUACGUCUUCGCCUACAUCGAUGAUCCUUGCAGCUUUACCUACCCUUUGAUGCAGAAGCUAAGGCAGGUCCUUGUCGAGCACGCCCUCAACAACGGGGAGAAGGAGAAGGAUCCCAGCUCUUCCAUCUUCCAGAAGAUCUCUGUUUUCGAAGAGGAGUUGAAGACUCUCUUGCCAAAAGAAGUGGAGGGUGCGAGGGUCGCUUUUGAGAAUGGGAACUCAGCCAUUGCGAACAGGAUCAAGGAGUGCAGGUCUUAUCCUCUGUACAGGUUUGUGAGGGAUGAACUGGACGCAGGGUUCCUUACAGGCGAGAAAGUCCGGUCGCCUGGUGAGGAGUUCAACAAGGUGUUCAAUGCUAUCUGCGAGGGCAAGGUGAUCGACCCUCUGCUGGAGUGCUUGAAGGAUUGGAAUGGUGCUCCCCUUCCUAUUUGUUAGGAUCGCUUGUGAAGGGAUGCUUCUCUGCUGCUGCUCGUUAGCUCUUAUCUCAUUUGUCUCUUGUUUUGAUAUUUGGAUGUAAGGACCCUGCAGUGUUCUAGCAGGGAAAAUGUGAUUCGAUCAAGGACUUAUCUCUUGGUAUUAUACUACGUUCUUCUAAACUUUUCUUUCUUCAA
Molecule: messenger RNA, 2531 nt
Organism: Elaeis guineensis (African oil palm)
Lineage: Eukaryota; Viridiplantae; Streptophyta; Magnoliopsida; Arecales; Arecaceae
Product: phenylalanine ammonia-lyase 2
Biological process (GO): L-phenylalanine catabolic process
Cellular component (GO): cytoplasm
Molecular function (GO): ammonia-lyase activity
Source: RefSeq, a predicted model, not a curated record